UGUUGGCUAGUGAAAAUUAAAAAAAGUCUGCAAACUUCAGGCCCGUCAACAACAAAAUGUGAAUUGAAUUAGUGUGUUUAACCUUAGUAAUUGUAGGGUACUGUAUUUCUACCAUGAAUAUAGUUACACUCUUAAAUAAAAGCAAGACCUUAUUACAACGAGCAUCAGUUUGUCACGUAUCCAAAGCAGAGUUAAAUACAAGAAGAAAAACACUGAGGACGCGUUUCUGCUUGGAACCAAGAAGGAGGAUUUCUGCAAUUUUUGACAACCCUAAUGCAAUAAGCGCUUUGAGAGAUGGGCCAGAUUACACUUUCCGGGACAAGAGGCCGACACCUUAUGGUAUAAUGCAGUACAAGAGAAUCUGCCAGAGUAUAGAGCACACUGCUGCCAUAAUCCGUUGCAACAAGGAAAUCGAUCUUGCCCUUCAGCUGGAGAAGAGACAGGCAGAAGAUUUUCAAGCUGAGGUUCAAUCCAUUCUUGACAAGAAACUAAAACCCAAAGGUGGAAAGGUGGAGGCUAAAAGCAAAAAAAGAUGAACUGAUAUUAGUAAAGAAGUUAUUGAAGAAGAAAUGUAUGAAGUUGAAAGAACCCUGUCAGAUGGGACAUAGAUUUUGUGUAUAAGAAUCCAUUAAAAUAAUUUGAUUCAAAA
Homalodisca vitripennis (glassy-winged sharpshooter) is the source of this 649-nucleotide messenger RNA. RefSeq names its product 39S ribosomal protein L52, mitochondrial-like. The transcript is spliced from 5 exons. The coding region runs from base 114 to 536 and encodes 140 amino acids. Lineage: Eukaryota; Metazoa; Arthropoda; Insecta; Hemiptera; Cicadellidae. Gene Ontology annotation, cellular component: mitochondrial large ribosomal subunit. Gene Ontology annotation, biological process: mitochondrial translation. The record is from RefSeq and is a predicted model, not a curated record. Gene Ontology annotation, molecular function: structural constituent of ribosome.